Messenger RNA from Balearica regulorum gibbericeps (East African grey crowned-crane), 846 nucleotides. The record is from RefSeq and is a predicted model, not a curated record. Lineage: Eukaryota; Metazoa; Chordata; Aves; Gruiformes; Gruidae.
GAAAACCGUCCGAUCCCAGAACCAGGUCCCAAUGAGGUCCUCCUGCGGAUGCAUUCUGUUGGGAUCUGUGGGUCUGAUGUUCACUACUGGCAGCACGGUCGAAUCGGGAAUUUUGUUGUGAAGGACCCCAUGGUCUUGGGGCACGAAGCUUCUGGGACUGUCGUCAAAGUGGGAUCAGGAGUGACUCAUCUGAAACCGGGUGAUCGAGUGGCCAUCGAGCCCGGUGUCCCAAGAGAAAUGGAUGAGUUCUGCAAAACCGGCCACUAUAACCUGUCUCCAACCAUCUUCUUCUGCGCGACGCCUCCUGACGAUGGGAACUUGUGCCGCUACUACAAGCACAGUGCCAGCUACUGCUACAAGCUUCCAGAUAAUGUCACCUUUGAAGAAGGAGCCCUUAUCGAGCCUCUUUCGGUGGGAAUCCACGCCUGCAAAAGGGCUGGAGUCACUCUGGGAAGCAAGGUCUUCGUGUCCGGCUCUGGACCAAUUGGCCUUGUUAACGUGCUGGUUGCUAAGAUGAUGGGUGCAGCAGCUGUGGUAAUUACAGAUUUAUCUGCCUCUCGACUGCAAAAAGCCAAGGAGGUGGGGGCAGAUUUCACCAUCCAGAUAAAGAAUGAGACCCCACAGGAGGUGGCCUCCAAAGUGGAAAGUCUGCUUGGCUGCAUGCCUGAGAUAACUGUGGAGUGUACAGGAGUGGAAGCUUGCAUCCAGGCUGGCAUUUAUGCCACUCGUUCUGGUGGGACCUUGGUGCUGGUAGGGCUGGGGCCUGACAUGGUCACUGUGCCCAUCGUGAACGCUGCUGUGCGAGAGGUGGAUAUCCGGGGGAUAUUCCGCUACUGCAACACGUGA